Molecule: messenger RNA, 1599 nt
Organism: Candidozyma duobushaemuli
Lineage: Eukaryota; Fungi; Ascomycota; Pichiomycetes; Serinales; Metschnikowiaceae
Exons: 2
Coding region: 1-1599 (532 amino acids)
Biological process (GO): protein import into peroxisome matrix; iron-sulfur cluster assembly
Cellular component (GO): cytosol
Source: RefSeq, a predicted model, not a curated record
AUGGUCAAAGACACACAGUACUACGACAUUUUGGGCGUCGAGGUGACCGCCACAGAGGUGGAAUUGAAGAAGGCAUACAGGAAGCAGGCCAUCAAGCUCCAUCCUGACAAGAAUGGCAAUGAUCCUGAAGCAGCAGCCAAGUUUCAAGAAUUGGGCGAAGCGUAUGGCAUUUUGCAGAAUCCUGACCUGAGAGCUGCUUAUGACGAAUUGGGUGUGGAAGGCAUGAAGGAGACCAAGGCGGGAGCCGAGGCUGCCGACAUUGAUCCUGCUGAGUUUUUCAAGAUGAUCUUUGGAGGCGACAGUUUCAAGGACUGGAUUGGCGAAUUGUCGAUGUUGAACGACAUGGCCAAAACAGCCGACAUUAUGGGCGAAGGCGAGGAGGAGACCGAAGAGACCGAGAAGCAGGCCGAGGAAGCAGGCCAGAAAAUGCAAGAUUUGUCUGUGAAUGAGAAACAGCUGGAUCUGGCUGUGGGUGCUCAUACUGGCGAGGGACGCUACACCGAGUUGAACAACGAGAUAGAGCAGAAGAAGAAGCACAAGGCCAAGCUCAGAAAGGAGCAGCGUGAGAAGCUCGAGCAGUUCUACAAGGAGUCGCAGGAAGCCAAGGAGAAGCGUGUUUCCGAGUUGUCCGAGAACUUGUUGAACAGAAUCGAGAAGUACAGGGUGGCUGCUGGAAACGAGGACGCCUUGAGGCAGUACACGUCCAAGCUUCGAGAAGAGCUCGAGGACUUGAAGGUGGAGUCCUUCGGUAUCCAGCUUUUGCACUUGAUCGGUAAGACCUACACCGCCCAGGCCAAGGCCACGAUCUCUGCUUCUAAAACGUUUGGCAUCACCAAGAUCUACACGUCCAUGAAGACCAAGACCAACCGAAUGAAGUCUGGUUUCUCGAUCAUUAAGACUGCUCUCGACGCUCAGGCUUCUGCCGAGGAAAUGGUCCAGGAACAGGCCAAGUUGGAACAGGCAGGCGUCGAGCUCACAGACGAGGACAAGUACAAGCGUAUGGAGCAGGAGAGAAUCAUGACCGGCAAGUUCUUGAAGACAGCAUGGGCUUCUACGAAGUUUGAGCUCACGGGCGUUUUGAACAAGGUCUCCCACCGUGUUUUGAACGACAAGAGCCUCCCCAAGAAGGAGCGUGUGGCACGUGCCGAGGCCGUGCUUUUCAUUGCCAAACAGAUGUUGCAGACGGAGAGAACUCCCGAGGAGGACGAGGAGGCCCAGAUUUUCGAGGAGAUGAUGGCCGACGCCUCCGCCAAGAAGUCACGUGGCCAGCACGCCAACAUGAGUGAGAGAGACUUUGAGCAGUACUUCCAGCACUACGACCCGGAGGAGGAGCUGCCUGAGAAGAAACAAGUACUUGGCCUCUACAAGAAGAUGCUAGAGAAGGCGUACAAGUUCGACAACUACAACUUCAGAGAACACGCCAAGCGCAGAAUCCACGACUCGUUCAAGGCGAACAAGAACGUGACCAAGGAAGAGGAGAUUACCUCCUUCUACAACGAGGCGAUCAACGAGUUGGCCAUGUUGGAGAGACAGUCGACGAUCUCGCAGAUGUUCACGUUGGACAAGCUCGUUGUUGAGCCUUUGAAGAAGCACCACUGA